UACAGUUCCUUCCUCUCUUUUCAGUCCCUGCAGGCUACUGAGACAGCUCAUGUUCCUAUGGAAGGUUUUUCAUUCACACCCAAAUUACUUUGGGUAAUUCUACUAUUUGGGGCUUUGAGUGGAAGGUCCGUAGAUGCUGUUAUAAGAUCAAUAGUCUCCCUGCAUCCCUCCUGGAGAGUUUCCAAAGGAGAGAAUGUGACCCUUCACUGUAAAAUACCUGGUAUUUCGGGUGGCAAUCAGACCAAAUGGCUUUUCAAUGGCGUUAACAUCUCACACCAAACUUCCAGUUUUACUCUCACAGCUACCAUUGAAGACAGUGGAAAAUAUCGAUGUAAGAUUGAUAAUUCUUCCUUCAGUGACCCUGUAUAUCUGGGAGUCUAUGUUGCUUCAAGCAGAAAGCCCAUGGUGGAUACUUCAAAGGCUUUACUAUCCAUGACUCCUCCAUGGAACAGAAUUUUCAGGGGAGAAAAUGUGAGCCUUCACUGUAAGGGAUACAACAUCUCCAGUACUAACCAGACUCAGUGGUUCCACAAUGGUUCCCGGCUCUUAGAAAAAACUCCCACUUAUGACAUCAUUUCUGCCACCUACAAAGACAGUGGAGAAUAUGAGUGUCAAAUUGGUGAUUCUGCCUUCAGUGACUCUAUGUUUCUGGGUGUCUACAGUGACUGGCUGCUCCUUCAAGCUUCACUUUUGGUUAUAGAAGAAGGAGAACCUCUAAUUUUGAGUUGCCAUGGUUGGAAAAACCGAAAUGUCUACAAGGUGACUUUCUACCAUAAUAACAGAUCUCUCAACUACUGGUAUGAGAACCAUAACUUCUAUAUUCCUUAUGCCACAAUCAACAACAGAGGCUUCUACCACUGCUCUGGCAUCCUAUGGAGAAUAUUCUAUACCUCAGAACUUUUAUAUAUUGAUUUCAAAGGUACUCUCAGCUAUAUGCAAAUCCUUAUCCCGCUGAUGACAGGAAUUCUAUUUGGUGUGGACACGGCUUUAUUGGUUUUGACAAGGAAGCAACUCCAUUACCUGUUGGAAAAGGAGAGGAUCUUGGCAACCAAACGCCGUUCAAAGGCUGAUCCUGAAGCUGAAUCAAAGGUUGAGAUGCUAUAGGAGGCCAACCUUGAUCCUGAGUCCAAGAAAAUGGAGUUGAUCUUCUGAAUCUGAAACUAGUCUAGAUCCUGAUCUGACCUGAUACCAUUAUCAUUGAUAUCUCAGGUUACAGCAUGAGCAAUAGAGCUUCACAGAGCAGAUGUUGCUUUAGGGCUAAUUUUCUUCCUCUAUAAAAUUGAAAUAAUUGUUAAAAUUCCUUCCGGCUUUAUUUGCCUCUUUCUCUUUCGGUUUAUACUUUAUCCUUAUCCUUUUUCUUGACACAUAAACAAACCUCCAGAACCUUCCAGGUCAUCCCCUCUACCCAUUCUUCCUUCCCUUUUUAGCUUGAUCUCAGUUAGUAGAUGGUGUCCUACUCUCUCCCCUCAUUCCAAGGGCUGCUUGUGAAAUAGAACAAGUGAACUAAAUGUUAUAGUUGCACUAAGGAAUGUCAUGGGAAGUAGUAAUAUUUAUCACUGAGUUUGGAAGGGCAUUUCACAUUUUGAGUUUAUAGCAGCUGAUAUGGCAGAAAGACAAAAAGAUAGAUUUGUUCAUUAAGGUGAGAGACAAACUAGGCUUAAGUUUCCACAAAACAGUUAAAAUUCAUUUCCUCAGAAACCUCGAGCAGACAAUGAGAAAUAUUGAAAAGCAAACUAAGUUUUCACAGAAAGUUGUAAAUUUCAAGGUUAUGUAAGAUAAUAAUGACCAAUGAGCUUUCAGGAGAAACUGACAUGGCUGCAGAAUUCUGAUAAGGGGGUCUAGUCUGGAAACUGGCUUAAACGAGCUGGUGUAGAUGACAGGGAAAAGGCUUUUCUUUAUAAUACUUCUUAAUGAGGCUGGGAAUUGUAUCUUCUCUGCCCGGAGGAUCAAUAACACAAAUCUAGACACCUUGGGGUGGGGAAGAGAGCGUCCCUGGGGCGUUCUUUGGCCGUCCAAGGAACUGUUUCUCUAGCCAAUUAAAGGCUAAGUGGACGGGGACUAACAUAGAAAAGCUUCCUCUAGCCUCUGUUAAGAGGGCACUCCGUCUUAGGAGCAUGUGCCUGCUUCUCGUAAGAAUCAACGGCUGUGUCCGUCAAUCUCUUUCAUUCCAGUAAAGCAUCACAGACUUUGAAA
Antechinus flavipes (yellow-footed antechinus) is the source of this 2193-nucleotide messenger RNA. It is a transcript of the gene FCER1A, whose product is annotated as Fc epsilon receptor Ia. The transcript has 7 exons. The record is from RefSeq and is a predicted model, not a curated record. Bases 58 to 1104 code for a protein of 348 amino acids. Gene Ontology annotation, biological process: cell surface receptor signaling pathway. NCBI's taxonomy places the organism in Eukaryota, Metazoa, Chordata, Mammalia, Dasyuromorphia, Dasyuridae. Gene Ontology annotation, molecular function: transmembrane signaling receptor activity.